GGCAGCGCCGGGGCCGCGGGCAGCGCCAGGCCCCCCGCCGCCGCCAUGAGCGGCCCGCAGCCGGGCUUUCUUGCAACCUACAAUAGCCUUACAGACAAACACCUGGUUGGAUAUUUCAGCAAUACCAGGAUAAGACGACAUCUUCAGAGAUCAGGACUGAUCUCAAGGAGUGGAAGAAUAAUAUCUGAGAAAGAAUACCGGCUAAAUGCUAUGAGGAGGGAUCACCAGAGAUAUGUCCAGGAGUGCCUGGCUCAUGCCAUAUUUCAUAAGGUCCUUGACAUGGAGCGUCAUCAUCAGCUGGAAAUAAAAAGGAAACUUGAAAAUUCUGUGAGGAAGGAGAGGGUGCAGAAAAUCAAGGUGGAACAAUCCAGAAGAUCAGUGGAAGGUGCUAGCCCUAUGCGCCCCCCCCAUCCACCACUUGGUCCAAGAAAUCGUUAUGGGCUCCAUCCUUUAGUGGCUGGGGAACCAGCUAGUCACUCACAACUGAGGGCACCUGGACCUGUAGUCGAUUAUAAUGGUGGACAUCCUUCUCAUCAACACCGAUCCAAGGAGCCUGCCUUUUCUAAGAUGACUUCCUGGCGACCAAAUACAGCUCCAGGAAAUAUGCAACACCCGCUUCGCCUCCAACCACUUCGCAGCUGUGCUGCAGUGGGGUCUGUACCAAAGGCUUCCAGCUCUAAACAAAAGUGCCACACACUUGAACAUGAUCAGCAGUUUGCCAGUGGGGGGGAGAAGAGUGGGUUAAGACUUAUGAAUUCAAUGGAAUAUGUGACUGGUACAUCCCCAUAUCAGCUCCCCGUCAUUAACAAUUAUGUGAUACCAGUGCCACCUCCCCCCCUUCUAAAAGGAGACAAGAGCAUAACUGCGGGGAGAAAUGGGGUGCACAGAGGCAGGCGGUAUCAUCCCACCACUGCACCAAAUGACGUAGAGCAACUUUUAACAAAGAAUUCUGGAGGAUUCCCUAAGCCCUCGUUACGCAGCAAUGCGUUUGUUACCAUGGUCUUUCUAGGAAAAAGUGUGCGUUUAUCUCACGAUGAUGCUGAUUACAGAGACGAAAUCAAAGUCUAUCAGCAGCAUUGUGGAGGAGAAAACCUUUGUGUCUACAAAGGCAAGCUACUGGAAGGAGAGACCUUUCAGUUUGUCUCAAAGAGGCACCGUGGUUUCCCAUUCAGCCUCACCUUUUUUCUGAAUGGGAUGCAAGUGGACAGGUUGAGCUGUUGCUGUGAGUACAAACAUCAGAAGCGUUCCAGGCUGGGAGGCAGACAUGGAUACUUCAGGUUUCUCAAUGUGGAGGGAGCAUCUCCUUGCUACAGGUGCAUUAUUGCAAUGGGUCUGGACAAAAAGCCAUCCCCUCCCAAGAGAAAGAUAGAGGAGGACCAUGAGGAAAAGCAUGUGGGUUCCUGGGGAGAUGGAGUGCGCAGUGAGCCAAGUAAAAGCAGUGUUGAGCAGAAACCAAGAAAAGAUUCAGUGUUAGUCAUCUUACCAGGUCACGAAGCAAGUGUGGAAGCUGUUGAGGACAAAGUGGAGACCGGACAGGAAUACAGAAGAGAAGAAAGGAAAAAACUAUCUGAUCGUGAGAGUGAAGAUAGUCAGGAAGACACCGGUAAAAAUGAGUAUGAUGAAGAUUUUGAAGCAGAUGAAGAAGUUCAUGAAGAGGGACUGACUGGUGAUCAAAUGAAUGGAAUGUCAAAGUCAUCCUCAGAUGAUAAAAAACAUAAUUUAGGCUAUGAAAAGGAGAGUAAAACCUCAUCAGCGAAGGCACUGCAGGCCUCUGACGGUGAGAAAGAUGAAAGUGAUGGAUAUUCCGACAGUGACUCCGAGGAUGAUAAACAAGAUAGGAGGCCUGCACACUCUCUCUCAUCCGUCAGUACUCAGUAUAGCAGUGAAGAUGACUCUCAUGCUGAAAUGAUGAAAGAUGAUGUCAAGGGCAAAGAGGAGUAUAAUAUCCAAAGGGCAUCUGAUAACACAGCACAUGCACAAUAUGGAAAUGAGAAUGGGGAGAAUAAACUGCUCAGAAUGGAGGAAGAUCAGGAAGCUUUUGCACUGGAAAAGGAAGGAAUAGAUGAAGCAGAAAAGGCAAAACCAGAAGAUCUAACAGCAAGGGAAGAUACUGGAAUUUUUCAUGAAAAUACAAUGGCAACACAGUAUCAAAGUCCUGCAGUUAAUGGGGACCUCAAACAGGCUGGGUCAGUAAAAGGUAACAUAGGGGAAGACGGGGAGAAGAAUGCAAGUACCAGGAGGGAUGAUGGGGAGGAAAGUCUUCUAGUGCCUUUGGAAAGCAGUAUGACGGAAGCGGAGGAUAGCAAUGAAGAGUCUCCUCAGGGUGAUGAAGGAGGUGUUUCUGAAGAUUGCAAACCAGUCCAGGAGGAAAUAGCAAAGGCAAUUGGAAAUGAUCAUCAUGUGAAUUCUGAACCUGAACCUAGUGAUUCCUGUGCAGAUGAGGAAGAAGAGAACAUAACAAGUACAGAGCAUGAUGCCAAUGAAGCACCAGAUGGAGCUUUCUUGGCAGAAGGAACAAGAACACUUGACGUGCAGAAGGCAGCAGAACAAGUGGUACAAGAAGGGCAGAUGGUAGGGGAGAGGCAAGCACUCGAGAAGGAAGAUUUUGUUGCUGAGGGAGGAGAUGCUCGCGCCGAAGAGGCAGAAGAAAUGGCACGGGCGGGAGAUCUGCUGCCCAAGGAAGACGCAGUGGCCGUGCCGCAGGCGGAGGAUCAGCUUGCGGUGGAGGAAUCUGCAGCCGAGGGGAGCGCCAUGGCAGAGGAUCCCAAAGGAAAGGGGACAGGGAAGGGAACGGAGCCUGGCGCAGAGGUGGCACCCGGGGAGCGGGAAGUUCGGAUGGAGGAGACAGGGAGCAAGGCAGCACUGGGGGAGCAGGCGCCUGGGGGAGCGGAGCUGGCAGGGGCACCGCUAGGCAGGGAGGCAGCGUCCGAGGCGGAGGAGGUGGCUGGGGAGGUCUCUGAGGGAGAAGAGGCAGCGGAGGAGGCCUCCGGGGCAAAGGAGGCUGCGGGAGCGACAGGGCCUCAGGUGAAGGAGGUGGUGGGCGAGACGGUGUCUGAGGCAGAGGAGGCCGUGGAGGAUGCCAGCUUGGCAGAAGAAGGGAUUGCUGGGGUAGUUGGCCCUGAAGAAGAGUCUGCAGAGGAAGCUGUUGCUGAAGGGGAGGAGGCUGCGGAGAAGCCUGGGGCUCUCCUGGAAGCAUUAGGGGACGUGAACGUUUGCACAGGAGAAGCAGUGCCUGGAGGAGAGGACUUUGUAAAGCCAAAUGACUUUUCCCAGCUGAAAGCAUCAGGGGAAGAGUGGAUGGAGAUGGGGAAAGCUGCCAUAGGAGCAGGAACAUCUGAGACUGGCAAGGCAUCAGAGGUAGAAGGCAGCUCUCUCCUGAGAGCGGAGGACUCUGUGGAGCCUGGCAAGGGUCCCGUGUUGCAAGUAGCACUGGGAUUAGAGGCACUGGUGGGUGCUGGAGGGGAUCCCAUAACUGAAGGGUCAUCCCAGUUGGAGGAGGCCACAACAGCGGAGGAGGAGGAGGAGGGCUCAGCAGAAGCACUUUCGAGUCGAAACCCAUCUCUAGGCAGCAAAGCAAAGACAGAGAGUGCAAUGGAAGAAACACCUGGUGGAGGGCUGAUGGGAAUAUCUGCAGGGAUAGCCAGAGCAGGGUCAGGAGGUACAGAGGAGGUCGCGGGUGGAGCAGCCAGUCCAAGCGAGCUGGCAGCCGGGCCGCAGGGAUCGCUGGAGCGUGCUGAAGAGAGAGGGAAGGAGAGGUCUCCUGGUGAGGGGGUGAUGGAUGAAGCAGCGCUGCCUGCCCCGGGGCUGUGUGUGAGCGGGGUGGGGGGGUCAGGGGGGGUGGCCGGUGCUGCGGCGGGCGGCCAGGCAGGGCGAGGGGCUCUGCCUGAGGGGGGGAGCACAGCGGAGCCAGCGCUGGUGGGGCAGGAGGUGGCUGGCGAUGGCGGGCUGGGCGAUGGGGCGGUGGCACGGGAGGGGGUGGCAGGAGCGCUGUUGGGGGGACAGAGCGGGACAGGGGUGGCAGGGGCAGAGGGGGUGUCAGCCGAGGGAAGGGGGGCAGCUGGGGCGUCUGGGAGGGACAGGGAAGGGGUGGCCGAUGGAGCCGUGGUCUGCAGGCGAGGGGUGAACCAGGACGCGGUGCUGGGGGGCGAGGGAAGGGGGCCAGCGCUGGCGGGGGCCGAGGGCCAGGGCGAGGCGGGGUGGGAGUGGGGCACAGCGGGUCUCGUGUCCCCAUGGCACGCAGAACCGCAUGGAGCCAUGUCCCUUGGGGAGCAGCCGACUGCAGAAACCUCCCUGAGCGCCCCGGCGCGUGGGGAUGGGGGAGCGGAGUCGGGGGGGAGAGGGUCGGCAGGCGGCGAGGGUCUGUGCCUGGGCACCCAGCCACAGCUGGCAGCUCCCGGGACGGGGGCAGUGGGGGGCAAGGGUGGGCUGCAGGGGGGCACAGAGCAGGCAGGAGCGAAAGCCGAGGGGGAACAGGCAGGCCUCUGUGAAGACACGAGGGAGAGAGAGGCAGUGUGUGUCUUGGAGAGUGCAUGGAGCGCUGCUGGGGUCAGGGAGCAGAGGAAGGACAGUCCUGUUGGAGGGAGCCCAGACACCCCGGGAGCCACUGACACCGGCGAGAGGAGCCGCGGACCCCGUGGGGAUGUUGUAAACCCAGAUGCGGUUGUCGUGCCCUCGGUACAGCCCCAGGAUGGGGAAGAAAAUCUCCUCUAAGCUUUUUCUACAGCUCCUUCAGUGCUGUGUCCUGCAACAUUUACACAAAUUGCUGUUGAUUUGUGCCGGUUGGGGUGUUCACUCCUUUAUUGUACUCCUCGAGUACCACAACCAUCUGUCAUGUUUUACUAAAACAGCUUCUCAGUGUGCAGCAGACAACUGAAAUAAGCCUGUAUAUGCCAGCCCAGGAAACAGCACUCCUUCGUAAUUAUGAAGACAGUAAUUGCAAGGAUUGUUCCACAGCUGUCAUGCUUGUUUUUCCCAAAACACAGAGAAAUAUUGGACUGGCUGAACCUCCCCUCCUCCCCCAGGCACCGCUUGCUUCUGCCAGCUGGUGGGAGGGAGGGCUGAGGGUGAUGUGCUGUACGUGUUUCCGUAGGACAAGUUGUUUGUCUGUACAGAGUGCCGGUGUUUGAUUGUAUCUGUGUCUAUGUACUGACUGCGUUUUUCCGUGUGUCAUUUGCCUUUCUGAACUACAAACUCUUCACUGUGAGUCGGGCUGUGUCUUCAUUGCUGUGGAUAGAGCACUUGCGCACAUUAAUGCUUUGGUAAGAGCAUCUGGGGGUGUUCAGCAGAGAUGUGGAACGGCAGGAUCAUGGGGGGAAUGGUGGCUUCACAUAGGGGGUUUUAGCUUGGGGGGGGCUGCCUCCACCCCACGUUACAGGCAAGCGAGCCCUCCAGCGUGCACAGGUGCCCCAUGCUGCCGGGUGGGUGGCAUGCAGUGGGGGCUUCUCUUUCCUCGGGGAUCCAGGCUUGUUGCUGGCCACACUUCAGGGUGUUCUUGGGGCUUUGAAACGUUGUUGAAAAUUGUUAAAUCAGACCAAUUCUAAUGUGUAUUUGUAAAUGAAUAAAGCCUGGCCUUUUGCUUUU
Molecule: messenger RNA, 5580 nt
Organism: Harpia harpyja (harpy eagle)
Lineage: Eukaryota; Metazoa; Chordata; Aves; Accipitriformes; Accipitridae
Gene: ERICH3
Product: glutamate rich 3
Source: RefSeq, a predicted model, not a curated record